This is a messenger RNA of Sebastes umbrosus (honeycomb rockfish), 1775 nucleotides long. It is a transcript of the gene nono, whose product is annotated as non-POU domain containing, octamer-binding. NCBI's taxonomy places the organism in Eukaryota, Metazoa, Chordata, Actinopteri, Perciformes, Sebastidae. Gene Ontology annotation, molecular function: RNA binding. Gene Ontology annotation, cellular component: nucleus. The record is from RefSeq and is a predicted model, not a curated record. Gene Ontology annotation, biological process: regulation of DNA-templated transcription. The transcript has a single exon. Bases 155 to 1477 code for a protein of 440 amino acids.
GUCACAAUAGCGUCGCUGGUAGCACGCAGCUCUUCGCCAUCUUUGCAGCUCUUUGUGCGCCUCUCUCUCUCUCUGCUUUCAGAGUUCACCAGCUUUCUGUCGAGCGACUCGUCGACUCGGGGUUUUUAAAUAACGUAGCUAUAUAAAGAUAAAGAUGCAAGGAAACCGCGGCCCGCAGCACAACCACGGCUCCAACCGGCCCGGAGACAUGAAGAAGCCCGGAGGAGGAAGCAACACGAACGGCCAGCAGCCGGAGCAGAGCGGCAAGACCCGACCCAACGAGGCCCUGACUCUGGACCUGCAGAGCUUCAGGAAGCCAGGGGAGAAGACCUUCACCCAGCGGAGCAGGCUGUUCGUAGGAAACCUGCCCACCGGGAUCACAGAGGAGGAUCUGGAGAAGCUGUUCGACAAGUACGGCAAGGCCAACGAGAUCUUCAUCAACAAGGAGAGAGGCUUCGGCUUCAUCCGGCUGGAGACACGAAUCAUAGCCGAGAUCGCCCGAGCAGAGCUGGAUGAUGCUCCCUUCAGAGGCAGGCCCAUUAGGGUGAGGUUUGCCACACAUGGUGCUGCUCUAGCUGUGAAGAACCUGCCAGAUUUUGUGUCCAAUGAGCUGCUGGAGGAGGCCUUUGCUGUGUUUGGUCAGAUAGAGAGAUCUGUGGUGAUAGUGGAUGAUAGAGGGAGGCCAACUGGGAAGGGGAUUGUGGAGUACACCUCAAAGCCAGCUGCAAGGAAGGCUUUGGAUAAAUGCAGUGAUGGUGCUUAUCUCCUCACAGCUUUUCCUAGACCCAUCACAGUGGAGCCCAUGGAUCAGCUGGACGAAGAGGAAGGACUGUCAGAGAAGAUCAUCAACAAGAACCAGCAGUACCACAAGGAGCGUGAGCAGCCGCCACGGUUCGCUCAGCCGGGCUCCUUCGAGUACGAGUACGCCAUGCGUUGGAAGGCCCUGAUGGAAAUGGAGAAGCAGCAGUACGAGAUGGUGGACCGCAACAUGAAGGAGGCUCAGGAGAAGCUGGAGGCCGAGAUGGAGGCGGCCAGGCACGAGCAUCAGGUGAUGCUGAUGAGACAGGAUCUGCUGAGGCGGCAGGAGGAGCUGCGGAGGAUGGAGGAGCUUCACAGCCAGGAGGUGCAGAAGAGGAAACAGGCCGAGCUCAGGCAGGAGGAGGAACACCGGAGGAGAGAGGAGGAGAUGAGGAUGCGCAAUGAGGAGAUGCUGAAGAGGCAGCAGGAGGGCUUCAGAGGCAACUUCGCUGAAAACAGGGAGCAAGACAUGAGGAUGCAUAUGGCAGGUCACGGGAUGAACAGAAACUUGCUGGGUGGCAACUCUGGUCCUGCUGGUACUCCUGGCAUGGCUGCUGAGAAUGCUCCAAUGAUGCAAGGGCAAGGAAACAACAACAUGCAAGGAGGAGGCCAGGGUGGCUUCCCAAGAGGCCUCCCUGGGGUCGGGGACUAUGGACCAAACAAGCAGCGCAGAUUUUGAAUCACAUGUCUUAUAUUUUUCCCCCUUUUCAUACUCACUGUAUUUUAAAGUUCAAGUAGUGGGUGUUACUUUUUGGACUUUGAAAACUGUUGCAUGUAUUUUUUUUUUAUUUUUUUUUUACUUUUUAUUUGUACCUUUUCGAGUUAGUACUAAAAUGUCCUAACUUCAAAUGAGCCAUGUAUUUUACUUUAUCUUUCACAUUAGUGUAUUUUUCAUAGGGAUAGAAAAUGUUUUUGCCCUGGACAUGUCUUUUUCUGGAAUAAAUUCAUGAUUCCCUGAGAAUUGUUUUAACAUUUAA